AUGCCGCCUCCCAACUCGGCAUCUCACGGAACCCCUACCUUAUCCCCCACAACACCUGCGCCCGAGCCGUUGUCGAGAAGAUCGUCGAUCCCCAACUCCCCGAUCUUGGCGGAGAGUGAGAACGCCCAUGACGAGAAUGUGAACUUCCUGCGAUCGCGUGCUCUUCUAUAUAAUCCGCUACUCCCCUCGCUGAGUCGGCACCGCCGUCGCCGAUAUCAAACUUCGCAUCCGUUCCCGAUGGAAGACGAGGAUCGGAUGGAGCUGGACGACCCCAAUGAUCUCCGCCUGUCCGUCGAACUCAACCGUCGCAUCCCCAUCAUCCGUCGCCAUCGCGACGAUCCCGGCGACAUGCCCAACUACGAUGGCCGCCGCUCGACCUCUCGCUCAUCAUAUGGAUGGGCUCCGGGGUCAGACAACGAAGACGAGGACCGCCGGGGCGACGACUCCGAUGAUGACCAGGUCCAGCCAUUCCUCCACGCCGCCCCAUAUCGCAGUGCCUCGUCAAAUCGACCGCGCCGCAUGCUCCCUCCUCCAGCCCCACGGACUACAGAACCCCAUACUCCAUCCUUGCCCCGCGACUUCUAUGGACGAAAUCAGUCAGAAGAUUACGGCCCGCUCGAACCGCCCAAUCGGUGGGUAGGGACUCCGUCAGAUGAUGAAUCUCGAAGUACAACGCGAUCUCGAAUAGUAGAUAAUGUGUCACUUCCCGCGAUGGAAUCGCUGCUACAGUCGGCUCGGCGAAAUCCGAGGCUUGCCCGGACUCGGACGCUGGAGAACUAUCUGUUGGACCGGCAUUCAAAUCGUUCCAAUGAUGAAUCCGAUGAGGCAGACCGCACUCGAGGCUUCUCAUCGCGCGGACUCCGAUUUCGACCGACUCGCGGGGAUUCUCAUCGACACCUCACCCAUAGCGAAUUGCGAGCCCGGGCGGCUACCCAUCGACAGUUGCACUCGGCCACCCCGGGCGACUCCCUUUUGAAAGACACGAUCGGCUAUCUCGACCGUCUCCGCUACUCUGGCUCCCUUGAGGAGAGCAUUAACUCUGCCGCUGCCACUGGGGUCAUCUCCUUAGAAGGCUUCUCAUGGAAGGACAGUGAUUUCAUCUUGGACACCAACACCAUCACACCGCCAGCGCCGUGUUCUUGGCUGCGCCCCGGGGUCGUUUUCUCGGGCUGUCAACGAGCUGCGAAUACAGGCUCGACGGUCCUAUCCCGGCGCGUGCCCAGCCCACAUGCACCGAGCGACCCUGUGAUUGUCAACGGCAGUGACAGCACUCGCAUUAAUGUGAUCACGACCAAUGGACGGCAGUAUCUUGCCAAUGCCCGAGACGAGAAUUGGCCUGUCAAAGUUACGAUUCAUAAUAUCAACUAUAGCGACAUGACCCUGUCUGGGACAAUGGAAGCUUACAAUAUCCCGGAUAAGACGUCGCCUACCCACGAUGCGCAUAUUGUAACAUUCCUGGAAGGUGAAAUUAUUGACUUUAACAAACACACGCUCGAAACCAAAAAUUUCAAGGCGGAUGCGGAUAUCGACAGCACCUACUGGCGGGAGUUGCAGCCAUUCAAGGAUCUUCCCGACUCCGAGAUCGCCAGGAAACUUGUGAGUCGAAAGUGGGUUACCGAGGAACUUGCUAAGCGGUGGAUUUUGAUGCGCUGGAAGGAACGGUGUUUCAUCACUCCAACCGACUCCCGGCAGGGUCUUACAAUUUCUGGAUUCUACUAUAUUUCACUUCGUCGUGACGAUGGCCACAUUGAUGGCCUAUAUUACGACCCGGGAAGCUCGCCUUACCAGCAGCUUUCCCUGCAACCGGAGAUGGCGAAAAUGAUCCGCCCAUCGUAUACGUUCCGAUAG
This is a messenger RNA of Penicillium macrosclerotiorum, 1848 nucleotides long. Its product is annotated as GID4/VID24 family protein. Lineage: Eukaryota; Fungi; Ascomycota; Eurotiomycetes; Eurotiales; Aspergillaceae. The record is from RefSeq and is a predicted model, not a curated record. Gene Ontology annotation, biological process: proteasome-mediated ubiquitin-dependent protein catabolic process; protein catabolic process in the vacuole; negative regulation of gluconeogenesis. Gene Ontology annotation, cellular component: extrinsic component of membrane; GID complex. The transcript is spliced from 3 exons. The coding region runs from base 1 to 1848 and encodes 615 amino acids.